This is a messenger RNA of Ectocarpus sp. CCAP 1310/34, 963 nucleotides long. NCBI's taxonomy places the organism in Eukaryota, Phaeophyceae, Ectocarpales, Ectocarpaceae. The record is from the annotation of a GenBank genome assembly.
AUGGAUGUGAUAUCCAUGGCAAGACCGCGGCAUUUCGUGAAGCCUCUCAGCGACGCCCGCUUCGAGUCCCUCAAGGCAUUGCUUGGAGUAAACGAGGAGAUGCAGGAGAUCAGAGAGACCUACGAAAUCCUGGAGUACGAAAGGAUGCACAACAAACUUGGUCUGAGGAUAUGGCAGCGCGCAACGGCGAGGGAGGCGUUAAACCUUCCGAAGACGGCAUCCGUAGGAGGUACAGCUGUUUCAUCAGGAGGAGCCUCGGACGCUGCCAAGCUUGUAAUGAAUGACGACGGCAGCUUGAGCAAUACCAACGCUGAUCCAAAAAGUAAAACGACGUUGCCCAAGAUUGGCACCGCCAGCAACGGCGGCAGUGUCCGUGAUGUCAAGCAAAAUCGAGGCCUUCCAAGCCCCAUGAACUCUGCAGAGCUGCCGUACCACUACGAUGCGUAUAGCAUCUUCAGGGCGAAGGACUCCCACCUGAAGGAGACAAUCCCGACAGUUGAGGCGAUGGAGAUUGCUAGCGCGUUUCCGUGGCAGGUGCGAGGGCGAGUGUGGGACGCCGGCUUCGUGCGAAUGGCUCAAAUAUUAGAGGACUUUGGGCGAGUCCAGGCCCUGAUCAUUGUGUUCAGCCGCAUCGUAGACGUGGACAGAUUCAGCGAGGUGGUUCUCAGCUGCGUGAUGAACGAGGAGAGGCGGGAACUGCAGCAUCGUUUGGGCAUCCUGAACGUCCUGAAUCCCGUCAGGAUCCUCAUUAAGCUCGCGGUCGAGGAACCAGGAGCAAACUGGGACCACGAGACGUACACCCAUGCCCGGGGGACUCCCAACAUCCAAGGAUGGCUUCUCCCCGAGAGCUGGACCCGAGAGGACGAGGACAUGGGGGGAGAUGGGGGGCCCCGUAGAUCUGGUAUCCUCUGCCUGCGCUACAUCACUGAUGCGGUGACGAACCCCAGACGACGGCCGAGAUAA